Messenger RNA from Colletotrichum graminicola M1.001, 531 nucleotides. RefSeq names its product CFEM domain-containing protein. NCBI's taxonomy places the organism in Eukaryota, Fungi, Ascomycota, Sordariomycetes, Glomerellales, Glomerellaceae. The coding region runs from base 1 to 531 and encodes 176 amino acids. The transcript is spliced from 2 exons. The record is from RefSeq and is a predicted model, not a curated record.
AUGAAGUACUCCUUCGCCCUCGCCUCCCUCAUCGCCGUCGCCGCCGCCCAGUCCGGCUCGAGCCCCAUCCCCGAGUGCGCUCAAAAGUGCUUGGCCGACGCCACCUCCUCGGCCACCUCUUGCAAGCUUGGCGAUUACGCUUGCACCUGCGAGCCCGCCAACAAGGCCGCCAUCUCAGCCGCCGCCAGCAGCUGCGUGCUUGCGGCCUGCGGCGCUGACACAGCCCUGAACCAGGUGCUCCCUGCUUCCGACAAGCUUUGCGCCGAAGCUGCCGCCGGUGGUGGUGCUGCUAGCUCUGCUCCGGCCGCCGCAUCAUCCGCUGCUGCCGCCACCUCUGCCGCUGCCUCCUCCGCGAGCUACCAUAGCUCGGCUGCCGCCUCUCACGCUGCCACCACCGCAACCAGCCACGCUGCCGCUACUUCCACUGCCAAUGCUACUGCGACCACUACCACUCCCGUCCAGGCCGGCGCCGCUGGCGUUGCUCCUUUUGGAGGUUUGGCCAUGCUCCUCCUUGGUGCUCUUGCCAUCUAA